Molecule: messenger RNA, 1431 nt
Organism: Cordyceps fumosorosea ARSEF 2679
Lineage: Eukaryota; Fungi; Ascomycota; Sordariomycetes; Hypocreales; Cordycipitaceae
Product: cell cycle control protein
Exons: 5
Coding region: 1-1431 (476 amino acids)
Biological process (GO): protein ubiquitination; DNA repair; mRNA splicing, via spliceosome
Cellular component (GO): U2-type catalytic step 1 spliceosome; cytoplasm; Prp19 complex
Molecular function (GO): protein binding; ubiquitin protein ligase activity
Source: RefSeq, a predicted model, not a curated record
AUGCUCUGCGGAAUCUCUGGAGAAGCUCCUCAAGAGCCAGUCGCGUCCAAAAAGUCCGGCGUCGUCUACGAGAAGCGACUUAUCGAGCAAUACAUUAACGAGCACGGCACCGAGCCCAGCACUGGCGAGGCUCUCACAGCCGAGGACCUCCUGCCUAUCAACUCCUCCCGCAUCGCGCGUCCACGCCCGCCUACGCUGACUUCGAUACCCGCGCUACUCGCUACCUUCCAAAACGAGUGGGAUAGUCUCGCAUUAGAAACAUAUAAUCUGCGUGAGCAGCUUGCUCGCACAAGAGAGGAGCUCGCCACCUCUCUGUACCAGCACGAUGCCGCCGUUCGCGUCAUUGCCCGGUUGACCAAAGAGAGGGAUGAGGCGAGACAUGCCCUGAGCAGGAUUACUGUUUCUGGUGGUGGCGCCAACGCCGCCGCCGACGAAAUGGCGGUUGAUACCGAAGGCUUACCAGAGGCACUGGCGGCUCGUGUAGACGAAGUCCACCAAGAACUUUCCAAGGGCCGCAAAAAGCGUCCUGUACCCGAGGGCUGGGUCAAACCCAGCGAAGUUGCCGCUUUCGAGAUCACAGCUACGAACGCGCUGCCAAUUGCGCAGACGAGCUGCUUGGAUACCGAGGGCGCCUACGCUGCUGUGGCAGGCCUGGAGGGCAAAGCGGCCAUCUAUGCUGUUGCGGCUGACUCUCUGGAGCGCGAGAUAACUGUUGGCGAGCCUGCGACCAGCACGCUGUGGACAGGCUCCAAGUUGAUCUUUGGCACCGGCAAUGGCGGCGUGAAGGUCUUUGAAGGCGGCAACCAGGUCGCCGCUGCUUCGGAGCAUUCCGGCCCAACGACUGGUCUCAGCGUCCAUCCCAGCGGCGAUAUUAUUGCCUCAGUCGGCACUGAUAAGAGUCUCGUUCUAUACGAUUUAGCCAGCCUAAAGCGUGUGAGCCGAACCUUUGUUGAUGCCUCGCUCACAACUGUGGCCUUCCACCCUGAUGGCCACCUUGUCGCUGCCGGCACCGUCACUGGCGAUGUGAGAUUAUAUAUGUCCAAAACGCUGGAGCAGGCGGCCGUCUUCAAGCUGGGUGCCCCCAUCCAGGCCCUCACAUUCUCCGAAAAUGGCUUCUGGCUAGCAGCUACCGCCAAGGGCCAGAACUCGGUCACGGUGUUCGAUCUUCGCAAGGAGGGCGACGCCGCCACGGCCAAGGUUCUCGAGACGGGCGCGGUCCAGUCGCUCGCUUGGGACUACACCGGCCAGUACCUGGCCACGGCAGGUCCCUCGGGCCUGACCAUCCAGCAGUAUGCCAAGGGUAGCAAGAAGUGGGCAGAGCCAUUCCGCAAUGCCACGGGUGCAGUCGCUGUGCGAUGGGGCGAGUCGGGCAAGACUCUGGUAGCUGUCAACGGCGAGGGAGUUGUCAGUGUCGUAGGUGUCAAGGCAUAA